Lates calcarifer (barramundi perch) is the source of this 1555-nucleotide messenger RNA. RefSeq names its product ubiquitin carboxyl-terminal esterase L3 (ubiquitin thiolesterase) (gene uchl3). Lineage: Eukaryota; Metazoa; Chordata; Actinopteri; Centropomidae. Gene Ontology annotation, molecular function: cysteine-type deubiquitinase activity. Bases 112 to 810 code for a protein of 232 amino acids. The record is from RefSeq and is a predicted model, not a curated record. Gene Ontology annotation, biological process: protein deubiquitination; ubiquitin-dependent protein catabolic process. The transcript is spliced from 9 exons. Gene Ontology annotation, cellular component: cytoplasm.
AAGGUGCACUCUUCAGACGCGGAAGCGAUUUCCAGCUGUCAAACAGAUUUUUGCAAAUCAGCCUCAGCUUUCGGCUUAAAGGCAACUAAAGGCAUUUAACGUUACUUUAAAAUGGACUGUCCACGCUGGUUGCCUCUGGAGUCAAAUCCAGAAGUCAUGACAAAGUUUGUUAAUUGCCUGGGUAUGAGGCCAACCUGGCAAUUUGGAGAUGUAUAUGGAUUGGAUCCAGAGCUUCUCAGCAUGGUGCCAAGACCUGUGUGUGCAGUGCUUCUCCUCUUCCCAGUGACAGAGAAGUAUGAGGCAUUCAAACAAGAGGAGGAAGAGAAACUCAAGGAUCAAGGACAGGAGGUCUCUCCUGACGUCUACUUCAUUAAGCAAACCAUUGGAAACGCCUGUGGAACAAUAGGGUUAAUUCAUGCGGUGGGAAACAACCAGGCACACCUGGAAUUCGAGCCAGAUUCUCCUCUUAAGAAGUUUCUUGAACAAACCUCUAAAAUGACCCCAGAGGAAAGGGCUGCCUUCCUGGAAAAAGAUGAGAGUAUACGUGUCACACAUGAAUCGAGUGCACAAGAGGGACAGACUGAGGCUCCAAGCUUAGAUGAGAAAGUGAAUCUGCAUUUUAUAGCUUUUGUGAAUGUCGGAGGACAGUUAUAUGAACUGGAUGGCCGAAAACCUUUCCCUAUUGUCCACAGGAAAACUUCAGAGGAUACCUUCCUCGAGGAUGCUGUAGAGGUUUGUAAGAUCUUCAUGGCUCGUGACCCUCAGGAGGUUCGUUUCACCAUCAUUGCCCUCUCCAAAGAUUCAUACUGAGGAAACGCCCUUGUGACCUGAGAAAACAAAGGAAACAUUACUGCCAAACAUUCUCAAGUGCUGACUUUAUUGGAAAAUUUGAUUUGAUUCUUUUUUUUCUUCCCCCAAAUCACUGCAGCAAGUGAUGUGAGCAAAAUAAUAAAAUGUCAGGGAUAUCAUUUAAAGUAAUGUUCCACUUAGAUGUUGUGCAUUAGUUGAAAUUGUAAGGGAAUUGGGGUGCUGCUGUGCAACUAAAAGCGAUUCUUGCUAAAAUCAAAAUCUUCCAUUUCCCCGCUGCUGAAACAUAUCUAACUGUAAUACAGAUAUCAGCUGUUCUCCAUUAACACUGCACUAAAGCCUGUUUACAUGGCGUGUUUGGCGUUUAAUCGAGAAAGAAAAUUCAACACAUUUUCCGUGUCACUGAACUCAGCUUCUUUUUACUGUGGGUGUAACGAUACAUACUGUAUGUAGUGAAUUGUUACCUAUCAUAUGUCUGAUCACAUGGUCAAAACCACCUGAAGACACAUGAUUUACAAGGCUUUAAUUUCAGCCAUGGCUUUGAGAAAGCAGAUAGGCUUAAUGCUGUUUUGUGCAGUAAUGGUGUUAUGAAAAGGUUAUUUAAAAAAAAAAAAGAAACAUGUCUCUGACAUGUCUGGCUCACUUUCGCUAACUGAAGAAUGCAGACAGUACAUCCGCAUGGAAGGUGCCUACAUUUUUGUAAUAAGAAUUAGAAAUUCUGUCAAAUAAAAGGCAAAUUUAUUAAACA